AUGCAGCUGGAGGACUGGCUGGAUGACCUAUGUGUCCGAUUCAUCAUAAACUUGCCCCCGGAAGAGCUCCAAUCCGUGGAGCGGAUCUGCUUCCAAGUUGAAGAGGCACAAUGGUUUUACGAGGACUUUAUCCGUCCCCUUGACCCUUCGCUGCCAUCCCUUUCUCUCCGCGCAUUCAGUCUACGCAUCUUUCAACAUUGUCCGCUAUUCUCACAAUGGUCGGCUCAACACCAUACUACGGCGUUUGCGGAGUUUCUGGCGUACAAAUCGCGUGUCCCAGUCCGUGGUGCGAUCAUGCUAAAUGAGGCCAUGGACGAAGUUGUCCUCGUCAAGGGCUGGAAGAAGAGCGCGAAUUGGAGCUUUCCCAGGGGCAAGAUCAACAAAGAUGAGAACGACCUGGACUGUGCUGUCCGCGAGGUCUACGAAGAGACAGGUUUUGACAUUCGGGCAGCUGGGCUCGUGAAAGACGAAAACGAGAUGAAGUAUAUCGAAGUCACGAUGAGGGAACAGCAUAUGAGACUAUACGUAUUCAGAGGAGUACCUAAGGAUACUCACUUUGAGCCAAAGACGCGCAAGGAAAUCAGCAAAAUUGAAUGGUACAAAUUGACAGAUUUGCCGACAUUGAAGAAGAGCCGUCAGCACGAAGGCAGUGGGACAGAUCAACCUUCUCUCAACGCCAACAAGUUCUAUAUGGUCGCGCCUUUCUUAAAUCCACUUAAGAAAUGGAUCGCCCAACAACGAAAGAAAGAAAAUCGGUACAGCUCUCAGCUUGCAGCACCGCCCAUGGUGCCUGAGGAGGUUAGUACUACAGACGAUCGCGAGACCGACGGUGUGGGAGCGGAACUCGCAGGACCUAGAAAACAAGUCUCUAGUGACUUGCCAGAGGUCUCCGCGCCAACUGCGUUUGAUCCUACAUUGCAUCUCAAAGAAAUCCUCAACAUCGGCUCUGCACAACCUUCGCAAUUCUCACAGCCUGUGCAGCCUUCACAGCCCGCACCGCUUGAACCCACGCCGCAACCUAGUCACAUGCCACAGGUGGAUGCAGAGAAAUCCCAUGCACUUUUGGCAUUAUUACGAUCUGGACCUCAAGGUCCUCCACGCAUCCUACCUCCUCAUACACCGUUCGAGCAGAUAUCAACAUUACCCCAAGCACAGCAAUCACCCCACAAGUCGCAUGUGCGCCCGCCACAAUUGGAUCAAGGCCAGCCGCCACCAGAGUUUCACCCGCGGCCUGAAGACCAAUUCCAGCCUUCCCCUCAGUACUUCAAUGGUCUAAACCCAGAUUCGCCUAUUAAAAAACCUGCCAGACUGGAGUCAUGGCAUUCCGGGGCCCAUGUUGCGCCUUAUCAACAGAAUGGGGACCCUCACUUCGUGCAGCAGGGAGCCGGCCAAAGGCUCCAGCCACGCGUGCCUCCGGCGAGCGCACUGCCUAAGCUGACGAACCAUACGAAAGCAUUGUUGGAUGUGUUCAAGGGUGCAACAAGCCCACCUGCGCCGACGGCCGCUCCUGCAGACAAGCCGUCUUUCGAUGAUCAAGUACAACUACCGCAGGUCAAUGGUCGGGCCACAGUUGGCGCAAUCACAGCAAUUGGUGAAAAGGGCCCGAGCCAGUACCGGGUGUCAGCGUCUUUACCGCGACCUGUUGAUGCGCAUAGGACUUCUCUCCUUGAUUUGUUCAGUCAACCCCCCAGACCCAAGCCCGCUGAAGGACCUACGCCUCUCCAGGACCCCCCGGUUGAACUCGCAGCUACAAACCCUAUCCAAACCCACCCGGAGCUACAAGCCAACAAGAAUGGACUCCUCCUUAAUCUGUUGAGACAAGAUGGGAAAGCUCCGUCACAUCACGAAGCUAGAGCUAAGCGUCCAUCUCCCCGUGAGGGAGAGACAGCCGCGACUGUCAGCGGCCCUCUGAACCAGCCAGAAUUUGAUGUGGUGUCGAAGUCCACAAGGCAAAUGACUAGUGAAAUGCGGCGAAGCCCACUCCCUACGAACCGCACGCUCUAUGAUCCGAACCAACCUGCACCAGUCAAGAUUUUGAUAAGAUCCGAAGAAGCGCGUUCGCAAGCUCCCCGAUCCCCUAGAGGACAAAAAGGACCGCCGAAACGAACGGCACGAGAAAGAGCGACGUCCAAAACCCCGAGUAAGCCGUUUCAACCUCAGAUACUUCGACGGCCACAAACAAGCGAAGCCGCCUCUGAAGCGACUCCACCGCCAGCAGUUGCAAGCGAAUCUCUACCGACUCAGCGAGCCGUCAGGGAGAAAGCUGCACCAUCUCCGUCAACUUCUGCUGUGACAUCGGAUGCAGGUGAAAUGUUGACACCCCGUCGUCAGCCGUCUCAGAUAGAAGACCAGAAGCAAAGAUUGCUGUCUCUUUUCGGUAGAGGACCAGACACCACGCCCAGGGCUACGACUGGCCAGCCUGGUUCGGGCAUAGUCUCACCAUUGUCAGCAAGCCAGUUAUACAAUACUGACCUUGAGAUGGCGUUGCCCGGCUCGGAGCCGAUCUCGACUCGAACGUCCAGGGUGGGGAGUCUCGCGUCAAUUGCUAGUGGACCUGGAACGACACGUGCAGCUGGUGAGAAACGACAGACGGGCGCUGAGAACAAGGCUUUUCUAUUGGGCUACUUGGGCAGGAUUGCCAACCAAGAGCACUGA
Molecule: messenger RNA, 2655 nt
Organism: Capronia epimyces CBS 606.96
Lineage: Eukaryota; Fungi; Ascomycota; Eurotiomycetes; Chaetothyriales; Herpotrichiellaceae
Exons: 2
Coding region: 1-2655 (884 amino acids)
Biological process (GO): deadenylation-dependent decapping of nuclear-transcribed mRNA; nuclear-transcribed mRNA catabolic process, nonsense-mediated decay
Cellular component (GO): cytoplasm; P-body
Molecular function (GO): 5'-(N(7)-methylguanosine 5'-triphospho)-[mRNA] hydrolase activity; manganese ion binding; RNA binding
Source: RefSeq, a predicted model, not a curated record